Panicum hallii is the source of this 1314-nucleotide messenger RNA. Its product is annotated as putative clathrin assembly protein At4g40080. Gene Ontology annotation, cellular component: clathrin-coated pit; clathrin-coated vesicle. The transcript has a single exon. The record is from RefSeq and is a predicted model, not a curated record. Gene Ontology annotation, molecular function: phosphatidylinositol-4,5-bisphosphate binding; 1-phosphatidylinositol binding; clathrin heavy chain binding. The coding region runs from base 103 to 1122 and encodes 339 amino acids. NCBI's taxonomy places the organism in Eukaryota, Viridiplantae, Streptophyta, Magnoliopsida, Poales, Poaceae. Gene Ontology annotation, biological process: clathrin-dependent endocytosis; clathrin coat assembly; vesicle budding from membrane.
UCCUAGCCCGCCCGCCCGCCCGCACGAGAAAGCCAAGGCAAAGCUUUCCUCCCAACCUCUUCGCCGUUCACACACUCCCCGCCUCCUCGAUCGGCGCCCGCCAUGGGUGGCCUCAAGCUCCGGCGGCUCGCGUCCAGCUUGCUCUCCCAGGGCCCCGCCUCCCCGGGCUCCGCAGCCGACGCGCACCAGGCGGUGGCCCGCGCGACGGCGCACCACCCUUCCACGGCCCCGCCGUCCGCGCACCACAUGGACGCGCUCCUCGCCUUCGGCCGGGGCUCGCGCCUCUCCGCCGCGGCGCUCGCCGCGGCCUUCGUCGACCGCCUCCACGCCGCGGCGUCGGGGCAGGGGGACGCCGCCGUGGCGCUCAAGUGCCUCGUCGCGCUCCGGGUCCUCCUCGCGCGGGGCGCCUUCAUCCUCCGCGACCAGCUCCUCGCCGCGCUGCUCCGGCACCCGGCGUCCGGGCGCAACCCGCUCGCGCUCGCGGCGUUCCCGCUGGGGCGCUCCUCCUUCGCCGCCGCGUCGUGGGUCCGGUUCUCCGCGCGCCUCCUCGAGCUCGUCCUCCUCCUCCCCGACGCCUCCGCCGACGCCGAGUACCUCGUCGCGCUCCCCAACCCGCACCUCACCGCGGAGCUCGCCGCCUUCGCGGCCGUCGCCGACGCCGUCCGCCAGGCCCCGCCGCCCCCGUCGUCGGGCCCGCAGCCCAAUGCGCUCAUCUGGGAGGCCGUCCGGCUCGCCGAGGAGGACCGCGUCGCGGCGGAGCGGAACAUCGCCGCCCGGGUCAAGGAGAUGGGCGAGCGCCUCGACACGCUGUCCCUGGCGGACGCGGUGGAGCUGGUGUGCGUGCUGCGGCGGGUGGAGGAUCAGGGUUCGGCCCCGGCACCGGAGUGGAAGUGGGCGGGGCUGGACGAGGGCGUCGUGUGCGCGGCGCGGCGGGUCCGCGAGCGCGCGGAGGGGGUGGUGCUGCGGAGGACGGUGGAGGAGAGGCGCCUGGUGCGGAGGGACUCGGGUGGCAGCGCGUCCGCGCGCGUCCUCGUGCCGUCCCGCGCCGGCCGCGGCGGCGGCGGCGACGCCGUCCGGUUCGGAUCCACACGGUGGGCUGGCACAGUUUCUGCAUGGCGAUAGCCAAUGUGUAGGUUUGCUUAAUUUUCCUCUACUUGGUGUAUGUAUCUUGUAGCUGUAGUGCUCUAAGCUCAGAAUUUCUGAAUUUGAAGUUUUGCCAAGUCUUUUGUUGUGCCGCGGUGUUUGUUUGAUCGGAAAUGCAAUGGUGUAAAUAUCAUGCGAAACACGAUUGAAUUAAUGUGCUUGUUGAUACAA